Messenger RNA from Meloidogyne enterolobii, 599 nucleotides. NCBI's taxonomy places the organism in Eukaryota, Metazoa, Nematoda, Chromadorea, Rhabditida, Meloidogynidae. The record is from the annotation of a GenBank genome assembly.
AUGGAAUGGUUCAACAAACUGGAAGGAGAACCAAAAACGAAAGCAUUAGAAUUAAUGCAGACUGGAUGUCGAGAACUUUUAAAAAUAAUACUUGGGGAAGACAAAGCUAUUGAAGUUAAAAACAUGAAAGAAGCUGGAACUGAUAUAAAUUUAAUAAGUAAUAAAAUAAAUGAAUGGAUUAAUGAAUUGAGUGAAUCUAGCCAUUUACGGAAAUUGGCAGAAGAAUACAAACCUGUUUGUAGACAACUUUUUGGGGUAGGAGAGGAGAAGAAACCUGCAGGAAGGAAACGAAGAGAUCAUCAUCAUGGGCAUGGAGGAGGACACACUUUAGAGGAUUACUUCAAAACUCAUUUGAGUUGGUUGGAUGAUGGACAGAGGAAGAAUCUUAAAACAAUGAAAGGGGAGGGAAAGACAAGGGAGGAAAUGCAGAAGAAGGUAAAUUUAAUUAUUAGAAAAUUAGGGAGAUUAGGAUUCUGAAUGAGAGAAUUUAUUAAUUCAUAAAGGGAGCUGUCAAAGGUCAUGUCGUAUAAUGCCAUAAAAGAAUGAUAUACUAAUAUACCGUAUUUUUUUCUUAUAGUGCGACUGUCUCUAUUAGACCG